Molecule: messenger RNA, 1039 nt
Organism: Lolium rigidum
Lineage: Eukaryota; Viridiplantae; Streptophyta; Magnoliopsida; Poales; Poaceae
Exons: 8
Coding region: 16-894 (292 amino acids)
Source: RefSeq, a predicted model, not a curated record
CCGGUGGCUCCCGCCAUGGAAUUGGAAGCAUCCGCCGAGCUCCAGGGUCGGCGACCGCCGUGGCGUCGCACGGUGGCCGUGCAGGCCGCGCUCUGCCUCGCGCUCUACGCGGCCUUCAGCCUCGGGGAGCCGCAGCUCCGGCCGCGGGGCGGGGACGCGCUGGGCAGCGGCGGCCCCGCCGGCGGCGGCGUAUCCUUCAUCACCGUCGCGGGUGGCGCGCGGCCACCCGCUGACCAGGCUCGCCUCCUGAGGCAGAUGGAAAGCAUUGCAAAGGUUUAUGGAGUCAAGUUCGUGUUGGAUGUUGCUAGAUUUGGCGAUGACCCGCUUUGGCAAAACGGUUCCCUGUACUUCCAAGCUCUGAAUAUCCCCUGGUAUUCCACUACAUCACAUGGGCAAAUAGUUGAUAAUUUCUUGAAGAAAGUGAAGAUGCCAUAUGAUCAAAUUAUGGAAAUUAUUGGUGUUGACACAGGGCCUCUUCAGGAACUUCUACAUCAUGGAAAAGUGAGCAAUUCUAGCAGGGAACAAAUUACAUGGUUGGAACAAACACUAGCACUGAGCAGCAGUAACUGGAAAAUAGUUGUUGGAUAUGAUGCGUUAGUUGACUGCAAUGAGGUGCACACCACAAAAACAGUAAAAUUAUACGAGCCACUUCGGAAUAUUUUUCAAACAUAUGCAGUGAAUGCAUAUGUUAGCACAGGUGGUUCUUGUGGACAGUUCCAUGAAGAGAAUUCAAUGUUGUAUAUUCAAAACCCCAGCCGUGGUGAUCACAAUAAUUUAGAUGGUUUCUUCUUGCACAGAGUCAGCCCUCUAGAGAUGGAAUCCCUGUUGAUUAACUUAGAAGGCGAGGUUGUUCAAAGAUCUUUAGUGCACCAGCAGGGAAGGGGAGCAAUGUAAAGGCCCCCAUUUCACUCUGUUUUCAGCGCAUUGGUCGCUCAGUAUUCAUUUGUUUGUUUCAGUAUGUUUUGCAUUGCCAAAAGAAGUCUUCUGCCAUUUUUUGUACUCCCAUCCUCCGGAAGACAUAUAAUAUUUUAGUCCGUAA